AUGUCAUCCGUAGAUGAAGCUGCAGUGCCGGUGGAUAUCCUGAAACAAGAGCUGCCUCUCAAUGACUCCCGUACUGAGCUUGUGGAGCCUGUGAUUGAGACGGAACAACACGACGAGGAACCGCUGGAUGAAUUCGAGUUAGCACUACAUAAAGUACUAGGAACAAGGCGCUUUGAAGGACUGGACGAUUUGCGGAAUACAUUUCUAGCUACGACACAGCUCACAACAUCGAAUGUCGUCUCGACGGUUGUCACGGCGCUAGCAGUUCGAGGAACUCGCCGUAAACGCAGCAAGUUGUCAACACCCCCGGUGGCAGCUCCAAGUAGUAACCAGGAAACACGUGAGACCGUGUAUGGUGCUCCGAAGUCUUUAUCUGCACGGUCUAAUAAGACUCGGCGAGGGACGUCACCACACCAGGCACAGCUACCAACAUUUCGACGAAGCUUACCUGCACUCUCUAUUCCUACGAAGCGAUUACACCGUGAAUUAUUACUUGAACGACAAGCGUUUAUGGCUCAAUUAACACGUGAACGAGAGGAGAAGGCACAACUGGAGUGCUGGGCAGCGACGCGUAUCCAGGCCUGCUUUCGUGGAUUCCGUAGUCGUCCACGGGUAGUUGCGUAUGCUCGACGGAUGAAGAAGUUUGCAAUGCGGACUGCCUCCAGCAUUCGACUCGAUCUCGCUGACAUGCAGGAGAGUCUACGGAUAAGUGGUAAUCUUCCAGAAGAAAGUGAGUCUUCACUGCUUUGGAGACAAGGAGUCAAAGAUCGAGCACGACGUAAACGAGGCUUCAAAAACCGGCAAGAAGAACGCCAAAGCGCAGCCAUACGAAUCCAGUCUUGGGUUCGAAGAUUUCUUGCUAAGAUCGCGUAUCGGCACCUUGUCGCUCGAGCUCGUAAUGAGAACCAUUUGCUCGCUGUUGUCAAGAUCCAAAGUAUCUAUCGAGGUUACUACCUUCGCUCGUGGAUUGAACGAUUGGUACCAACAUUGAAACAUGAUGCUGCUGUACAGAUCCAGGCUCUUGUUCGUGGCAGCCAAGCGCGAGAGCGUGUGUCCAUGCUUCUGUUUGAGCGGAGAUGUGAAGAACGGCGACGUGCAGGACUUCCCUUUCAGGUCACAUUGGGAAGUCAAACAUCGAUACUCCACAGAAACGGCCUCAACUCUGAUAGCUCUGCAUCAUGUCUGAGAGUUUUGUACGAGAACCGGAAGUCCCGAGCCUCACUCGAGUUCAAAACCGAUAAGUGGCAGGACGAGCGGAGGUUCCUACGAAUCUAUAAUAUAUCCCAGAAACUGGCGGCUCGUCGUGCUCGACUUGUACAUCGUUGGAAUUGGACGAAGACUGUUGUUCUGGAUAAGCGGCGACAACGGCGAGUCAAGAAGGUGAUCUCGGCGUGGAUGGCCUCACCAUCCCCCGCUAAUAGGGUGAAAAGUGCCACUAGAACUGCAAAGAGUUAG
This is a messenger RNA of Phytophthora nicotianae INRA-310, 1455 nucleotides long. RefSeq lists its product as hypothetical. The record is from RefSeq and is a predicted model, not a curated record. Bases 1 to 1455 code for a protein of 484 amino acids. The transcript is spliced from 5 exons. Gene Ontology annotation, molecular function: protein binding. Lineage: Eukaryota; Oomycota; Peronosporomycetes; Peronosporales; Peronosporaceae. Gene Ontology annotation, biological process: mitotic cell cycle; establishment of meiotic spindle localization; spindle organization. Gene Ontology annotation, cellular component: spindle pole.